Molecule: messenger RNA, 714 nt
Organism: Colletotrichum graminicola M1.001
Lineage: Eukaryota; Fungi; Ascomycota; Sordariomycetes; Glomerellales; Glomerellaceae
Exons: 2
Coding region: 1-714 (237 amino acids)
Source: RefSeq, a predicted model, not a curated record
AUGGCUAGCUCACGCCGCCCGCAGUGGUCUACCGUGCUGAACAGCGUCAAGAAGCAUCCACUCACCCUGCAGGAGUUGGAGGACAGUCACAGUGACCUGUCAUCUGCGCUGCCAGAUCCAGACGAUUACAUGGAUCUUAUGGAAGUCACGGGGCGCAUCUUGGAGCUUUAUUCCAACAUUUCACAGGACAACGACACAACCUGUCAGGUCCUCCGCACAUUUCAGUCAGAGCUGCGGAAACGCGGAAGAUUAGUUUUGAUGACUGAAAUCAAGACCAUCGGCACAGACAAGCCAAAACUCGCUUCGCUCGCGCGAUACCUAUCCGACAACAUUCUCAAGCCGCCUACGGACUUCAUCAAUGAUCUUGCGGCCACUGUCGAGUCGUGGAACAGAAAUCGACAAAGCACCCUCAAGCAAGAUAUUCUCAAACGAGACGGAUUCAGAUGCGCAUUUUCUCACAUUUACGACAGCGAGAGUGCUGAAGAUGGUCUUGUUCAGCCGUAUGAUGGCGCACGCAUUGCAGAGACAGAACUUGCGCACAUCAUGCCCAUUGGACUUAGCCAGUUCAACGAGGCUGAUGAUCGUGAGAAAGAGGCGGUCGCCAGUAUCUGGAAUGCCUUAUACCGGUACUUUCCCGAGUUGAAAGACAGGAUUGGGCCAGAGGACCUCAAUCAGCACGCAAAUCUCAUCACCUUUGAGCACAGUGAUUCAUAA